GUUGGGGUAAAUGAAUCAGUGUUUGUGGCACGGCAGUAGCAGAGAUCAGUCAUUGACUCUACACCAGGAUGAGUUAUGGUUGCAUGUAUGGACGGAUCUGUAGACAAAUCGAUUGUGCACUGCAUGAUUUUCACAUAUCGACCAUAACUGAAAAUGGAACGGAUGCAAUGGAAGUCUUGGCGUUACAUUAAUAUCAACGAGCUGUGACUGUACUGGGAGAGGGCGCAUGCGUAGUUGCAGCUCCGGAGCCGCAGACGAUCACAGCUGUGCUCCCAAGUUAGAGGAGGGGGAAAAGGAAACAGCGAGGGGUAAGACAUGAGUGCCAAAGUGAGCAUGGAGGCUUCACCUAAAGAACCUAGUCACACCCCUUUGGACCCGACCCCCUCAUCCCCCAGUGAAGCUGUCCUCACCUGUGGGAGAGAGGGUGUUGCCAAGAAUGCUCAACUCCAGCCACACACCACCACAGCUUUCCUCCUACCAGCCCCCAGUCAUCAGAAAAUAGAAGUUACCCCAGCUGUUGCCAUUGGAGACCCAGGUAAAGGAGGCAGGGCUAAUGAUACAGCCACACCCACCCUGACAGCACAAAUGGGUGGGGCUUGUAGCAUUGUCCAUGUCCUAGAGUGGAAGGAGGGGAUGGCCAUCCUGCCCAACAGCAACCUCAAGUUUUGUGUUAGUGAUGUAGGAACAUUGAGCACACUGAUCACCCCAGGGACCGCCAGCAGUACCACUGAACCAGCAGCUGGGACUUCUGGGCAAUUUACUGACACAGAAAGUUCUCCAGCAGGCAUGUCAGAUGUGUCAGCUCCUUGCCUCUCUGUGAGAGGUGUUACUGUGGAGCCAGAGAUUUUGAUGCCAGUCAAACCUGAAGUCAGGAUUGGACCAGGACAAAACAACCGGGAUCCCAGGGGUCAGAGGACCUACACAGAGGAGCUCCGCAGAGACCCCAUCACUGACAAGAGGAUUGUUGGGGUAGAGAAGGUGCCAGCAGGUGGGAGAGUCUCCUCCCUAAACCCUGAUCAUUUGAAACCCAUGAGAAAGAGAAAGAGGAAAGAAUACCUGAGUCCCUCUGAGGAAGACUCUGACAUGGAAGGCACGGAUGAAAAAAUGAAUGAUUCUAAAGCAGACAUCAGACUAAUCAGAGCUGGAGACAGUAAGACAGAGGAGUGGACGUGGCCUCAAUAUCUGGAGGAAAGAAAAUCGGUUGCUGCACCCGAUAACCUUUUCCAAGAGUCUCAGAGAGUGCCAACAGUGAAGAACGGUUUUAAACAGGGGAUGAAGCUGGAAGGCAUCGACCCACAGCAUCCAUCUAUGUACUUUGUCCUCACUGUGGCUGAGGUGUGUGGAUAUCGGCUGCGGCUCCAUUUUGACGGCUACUCUGACUGUCAUGACUUCUGGGUAAAUGCCAACUCCCCCGACAUCCACCCUGCAGGCUGGUGUGAGAGCACAGGACAUAAACUGCACACUCCCAAAGGUUGUAAAGAGGAGGAGUUCACCUGGGCCAACUACCUAAGAAUGACUAAAGCACAAGUGGCUUCCAAAGAACACUUUUCCAGUCCUGGGAGGGUUGAUGGGAAGUGCUGUUUCGAGAUAGGAAUGAAGCUGGAAGCCGUAGACCGCAUGAACCCAUCCCUUAUUUGUGUAGCAACCAUCACUGAUGUGGUCGACGACCGUUUCCUGGUUCAUUUUGACAACUGGGAUGAUACAUAUGACUACUGGUGUGAUUCCAGCAGUCCAUACAUUCACCCUAUUGGUUGGUGCCAGGAAAGGAACCUCCCACUAACACCACCCCAAGAUUACCCAGAUCAGAGCCAGUUUUCCUGGUCCCGCUACAUGGAAGAGACAGGUUCCAGGGCGGUGCCAGCUGAUGCCUUUAACGUGCGUACACCCCACAGCUUCCAUCCUCAGAUGAAACUGGAGGCAGUGGAUAAGAGAAGUCCUGGUCUGAUCAGAGUGGCUACAGUGGAGGAGGUCGACACUCAUCGCAUUAAGGUCCACUAUGAUGGCUGGAGUCACGUCUAUGAUGAAUGGAUGGAUGCUGAUCACCAUGACAUUCACCCAGCCGGCUGGUGUGAGGCGACUAGUCACCCACUUAAAGUACCUCCACGGGAAACUAAAAUACAGCAGCCACAUGGGGUGAGGGAGUCUCCUGCUACAGGCCAGCCCACCUACCACUCCUCUGUUUCUUGUAAACCAAUCAGCCACCCCAGAGCCAACAAGUACAGCUUCCACAACAGGAAGUGUCCAACCCCUGGGUGUGAUGGUUCAGGCCAUGUGACUGGUCGUUUCACGGCUCAUCAUUGCAUAUCUGGCUGUCCAUUGGCUGAGCGAAACCAGGGUCGGCUGAAAACAGACCUGUCUGACUCAGAGUCCAAGAGGAAUAUAUUCUUUGGACAGAGGACCAAAAAGACCCAUUAUCGUGGCAGGAUUGGCCGUCCACCCAAAUACAGGAAGAACCAGCAGAGAGACUACCAGAAUCUGACUUCAGAGGGUAUGUAUCCCUCACUAUUCAUGUCGGCUUUAAGCAGUCAGUCAGACAGGACUCUGUCUCUGUGCUGGGAACAGCACUGUAAGCUGCUGCCUGGUGUUGAGGGCAUUCAUGCCAACCAGGUGGCAGGAUGGGGCAUUGAAGAGGUCUUCAGAUUUGUACAGAAUUUAAUCGGCUGUGAAGACCAAGCUCGGCUCUUCAAAGAGGAGAUGAUUGAUGGGGAGGCCUUCCUGCUGCUGACACAAACCGACAUUGUGAAGAUCAUGAGCAUCAAACUCGGCCCCGCCCUUAAGAUUUCCAACGCCAUCCUCAUGUUCAAGAGCACAGACGAGGGACUCAAGUGAUUUCACCCUGACUCUACAUGGGCAUGUAGCAGCCAAUCAUCUUGUGCCAAAUUCAUUUUGUUGCAGAGAAAUGGCCCUGAAUCCUUUUUUUAUGUGUUUUGUGUCCUUUACCUAUCAGAGAGAGGGAGGGGGUCGGGAGGCAGUGAGAUCAGAUGGGAGGCCAGGGAAUUAUAAUAUAAGAGGGGUAGAUACAUAUAUAAUAAAUAUAUAUACAUAUAUAUACUGUAUGUGUGCAAUAAAAAGGGAUCCCAGCUGGUUCCACAUCAAUGCAGGCUAUGUGCACUGAGGAAUGCAGGAAACAACCUUGAGAAUCUGUUGCAUAGCCAUCUCUAGGUCUACUUUUCAAGAUCUGAGAUGCUUGAAAUACUUGCAGUUAUACAGUUUGUUGAUCUGAAUUCCAAUUGUUUCCUAUUGAUGCAAGCCUUAACAUAGGCCAAAUUAAACGGUACCUACCACCUUGCACAGGUGGACAUGAGAUAUAUUGGAAUGAAUACCAUAAGCCCAUGGCAUAGCAGGAGAAUUUAACAUGGGGAGAACUUGAAAUACUAGAGUUAAAUGAAAUCAUUAGAAGAGUUGAUAAACACUGUUGGCAGGGAGAAAUGUCUUCAGUAUGUCUAAGUAUGAUAGAGGAGUGUGAGGCAGCAUACGAGGCUGCUCAGUGAGGCUCAUUCAAGCUUCACGUUUUGUGCAAUAAAAAAGUUAAGACAUGAGCACUGUAAUUGUAUAUUACACUAACGUUAAAGCCCCUUAUGUUAUUGGGUUAAUUCUGGACUGUGGAAAAAAAAUUAUUGAGGACCCUUGAAUUAUACUUAUUGUUCAGAAUGUUGGAAUAAGGUUGAGAUUUGCAGCGCACACUUCUUUUCUCACUGCAGUGUUGGUUUGAGUUAAGUGAUACAGGAGCUAUAAAUUACAAAGUUUCCUCUCAUGUAGAAUUUGGUUCAGAGAACAGAAAAAGUACUGGUUACGUUUUUCUAUCUACAUGCAGACAAUCGUUAAAUGUUUAUUUAUUUCUUAAAUCUGAAGAGACGAAAAGCAAAGUUUGCCAGGCACUUAAGCACAACUGAAAAACCAAAACCGAUUUGAACAAUGAUGUUCUCCCCUUUGAUCACUAGAGAGUGCAAGAAUUCAGAUGUAAGCACGAUUAACAGGGAUUUGGUAUGUAGUCGAAGCAGUUCUCUGCAGUUCACAUGCCAUGAAAACUCCAGCACGUGUUAUUCAAAAUGUUUACAUUUUAUGUCAGAAUUGUUUCAAAAAUCCCGAACGGAUUUGAUAUUGUGAUUUAAUAGUUAUUUUAUUUGACUUUUUCAGGGCCUUUGGAGUCCUUCUUCUUUGUGUAUCUCUCUGGUGGGAUGUGUGUGUUUGUGUGUGUGCAUGUGUGUAUGUGUCAAGAUAAUCUUGGGUCAUAAUUGCCAUCCAAUCCAUAAGAAUUAAUAAAUGUUCAAGCUGUCUUAUCUGAUUUAA
Messenger RNA from Notolabrus celidotus (New Zealand spotty), 4290 nucleotides. RefSeq names its product L3MBTL histone methyl-lysine binding protein 1 (gene l3mbtl1). NCBI's taxonomy places the organism in Eukaryota, Metazoa, Chordata, Actinopteri, Labriformes, Labridae. The record is from RefSeq and is a predicted model, not a curated record. The transcript has 22 exons. Gene Ontology annotation, biological process: regulation of DNA-templated transcription. Gene Ontology annotation, cellular component: nucleus. Gene Ontology annotation, molecular function: protein binding; zinc ion binding. Bases 316 to 2829 code for a protein of 837 amino acids.